AUGCACUUCAUCGCUGCGUUGCUCUUCUUCGGUCUGUUGGAUCUGUGUCUGCUGUCCGACGAUGACGAAUUUGCCGAUGAUCUCUUCGAUGCUGACGGUUAUGUGAUACGGCUCAACUACAGAAACUUCGAUGAACUCAUGUAUAACCGGUCUAACGCAUUCAUCGUACUGUUUUACGCCAGUUACUGCGGCCACUGUAUGCGAUUCGCUCCGAAUUAUCAAGCACUGGCUCGUGACUUAGCAGGUAUGAAUGGUUGA
Soboliphyme baturini is the source of this 258-nucleotide messenger RNA. The record is from the annotation of a GenBank genome assembly. NCBI's taxonomy places the organism in Eukaryota, Metazoa, Nematoda, Enoplea, Dioctophymatida, Soboliphymatidae.